This is a messenger RNA of Meriones unguiculatus (Mongolian gerbil), 7072 nucleotides long. It is a transcript of the gene Pcgf5, whose product is annotated as polycomb group ring finger 5. Gene Ontology annotation, biological process: regulation of transcription by RNA polymerase II. The record is from RefSeq and is a predicted model, not a curated record. Bases 331 to 1101 code for a protein of 256 amino acids. Lineage: Eukaryota; Metazoa; Chordata; Mammalia; Rodentia; Muridae. Gene Ontology annotation, cellular component: PRC1 complex. The transcript has 10 exons.
CGCGGAGCCCGCGCGCUCCCGCCUGCUGGGGGAGGGCGGGCAGGGCGCGCGGGGGGCGGGGGGGACCAGACAGGCCGCGGCGGGAGCUGUUUCUCUUUCGCUUUCCCGGGCUCGGAGGCGGGCGCGCCGGCGGGCCGAGGAGCGGCGGCGGCCGCCGGAUAUGGAAAAGGACCUCCAAAAGGAGUGAUGAUCAGUGAUCUGUGCUCAGACUGGAUGUGCAUGCUCAUGACUCAGGACACCUACCAAGAACACUGCGCUAGCUCCUGGGACCAGCCUCUCUCCCCCUUAGUGCUCCUCUUUGCCUGAACUGCUAAAGCCAGCUGACCACGAAUGGCUACCCAAAGGAAACACUUGGUGAAAGAUUUCAACCCUUACAUCACCUGCUCUAUCUGUAAAGGGUAUCUGAUCAAGCCGACCACCGUGACAGAAUGCCUCCAUACCUUCUGUAAAACGUGUAUUGUCCAGCACUUUGAAGACAGCAAUGAUUGUCCAAGGUGUGGCAACCAAGUUCAUGAAACGAAUCCAUUAGAGAUGUUAAGGCUGGAUAACACACUGGAGGAAAUUAUAUUUAAGUUGGUGCCUGGACUUCGAGAACAAGAACUUCAGCGUGAAUUGGAAUUUUGGAAGAAAAAUAAACCUCAAGAAAAUGGACAAGAUGACAUUUCAAAGGUUGACAAACCUAAAGCAGAUGAAGAAGGUGAUGAUAACCAAGAUGAUAAAGACUAUCAUAGAAGUGACCCACAAAUUGCUAUCUGUCUGGAUUGUUUACGAAAUAAUGGGCAGUCAGGGGACAAUGUAGUGAAGGGGCUCAUGAAGAAAUUCAUUCGAUGUUCUACACGAGUUACUGUAGGAACUAUUAAAAAGUUUUUAAGUUUAAAACUAAAACUUCCAAGUUCUUAUGAGCUGGAUGUGCUGUGCAAUGGUGAAAUUAUGGGAAAGGAUCAUACUAUGGAAUUCAUCUAUAUGACAAGAUGGCGACUAAGAGGAGAAAAUUUUCGCUGUCUGAACUGCUCAGCCUUGCAAGUCUGCUCUCAGGAUGGCACUUUGUAUCAGUCAUACCCUAUGGUCUUGCAGUAUCGACCAAGAAUUGAUUUUGGGUAGGCCAAGUGGCGCAGACUGCACUGAAUGAACCCUGCACUAUUUGUUUACUCGUCGACAGAUUGCGCAGUGGGCGGUGUGUGGACUUGAGAGACGCGAUCUGAUUUUCAGCAUGCACAUGAGGCCAUUGUCUGUCUCUAAACUGUCAGUUUCUUUCAUGUUGUUUCUAUUAGGAGCAAUUCAAGUGCCCUUCUGCUACUGACCGUCUGCAUAAGAUAUUCAUGCUGUCUCAGUGUGCAAGGCGCGGCUGAAGUCAGUUAGCUGUGCAGCCGUGACUCUGCUUUCUCAAUAUUUUGCUUGCCUGUUGCAAGAUUGUUCUAAUGUUAAUUACACUAGUAAAAUGGCUCAAUCCUUGUGGUGUUGCAGUUUUCACAUACUUAAUACUUUUAUUCUUGUUAAAAUAGAGUACUGUACAAGAACCUAGUAUAAUUAUAUCUCGAAAUUAUUUUGUAUAAGAAUAUAUUUAGAAAAGUGGUUUCUGAGCCACUGCCCUAUUCUUGGUAAACUUUUAUGUAAAAAAGAAUAAACAACCAAAAAAAAAAAAGAAAGAAAACCAAAAUGCCAGCUUCUUCUUGAGUGUGCAAGUCUUUUGUGAAGAAUUCCAGUUCUUUUUUGACCAGAGCACAUUGCAGUUGGGGAUGUUCUGAAUGUCUGGGCGGUCUACCAUUGCACAGAAAGGCGCGGGAGCCCUUCACGUUGGAACACGUGUGACUUGGACAGCUGAGCUUCAUAAUGUCGGCAGCUGACCAUAUUGACUUCUAAUAAAAUUAAUGUGUGAGUACAUUAACGUUUGUUACUGUCUUAGGGCAAGUGGGUGUUGCGUUACAAACCUGCAUUCAUUGUGUAGCCCAUGUUCUGUGUGCCUCAUUGCAUUGUUGAUGUCAUUUUAUGAAAGCAUUUUUCUUUUAAGUUGGCCUUAGGCAUGUGUCAUGGUAUGCAGUGGGUUAUUGUAAAGUGGUUUUAAAUACCGGGAUAUUUAGAUAACAUUCGCUCUUUGAUGGAUUUCCUAAGUCCCGAGUUACCGAUCCCGAGUGUUCACUGCAUAUCACAUUUCCAAACCAUAUACACAGAACAAAACAAACAUUGGGUGGUAGAUAAAUACAAUAACCAAAAUUAGUGGUUUGGGGACACUUUAUUCUAGAGACUGUAGUAACCAGGCGAAGAGGGAUUAUUGUUUAAACUGUGAGUUCAUUGUAGGUGAGUGUGUUAGAAGUCAGAACUAUGAUGAUGUCCUUGAUGUUGGCAGUUUAGUUAAGUCUUCCAUUCAUUUUGAAAUUAGCCUGCAAGUCCGAGUCCUCUGUGACCUUAUUACAUGAAAACAUGUUAGGUCUUGUAAAAUAAAUAGUUAUUUCAAGAAAGAAAACUGUGGAGCAUGUCUAUUGGUUGUUUUGAAAAAGCUAAGUUCUGAGAAGUAGGGGGAAAAUUAAGAAAAAUGACUUGUUUUAGAAAUUAUGUAAGAGCACUGUGUUUUUUUUUUAAUGCUGUGAACACAGGUGAUCCACGUUUUUUAGUAAAAUACUUCACAAGCGAAUGCUUUCUGAAUUCCAAAGUACUUCAUAGAAAUAAACAUUGUACAGCUCUAAGAAGUACACAAAAUAUAGCUCAGUCUUGGUGUCUUUCAUAAUAUAAAAGGCUGAAAGUUUAUGAUUUUUUUUUAUAUUUUUUAAGUCAAAAAAAUCUGUAUUAAAGUUUGCUGCAUUGGAAGGCCACAGCAGAUUUUUAAUUUCAUCUUUUUCUAAUGCUGUUUCUAGAAGAACUUACUAGCAGGAUUUAAGAGGCAGUUAAUUUACUCUAAAGUUUAGAGAAGACCAUUACACUUGACUAAACACCUGAAUUUAUUGUCUAACUUCAGGAAUUAUUUUGCUGUUUUGCAAAACCCAGUUCCUAGUUUAUCCCUCAGAAAAUUUUAAAGAUUCUGCAGUUUGUCACAUUUAGAUAAAUGUGUUUUACAUAUGAAGGUUAAUGUUAAUUGACAUAAGUCAAAAUCAAUUUUGAAAGCCAUACACUAAGAUUUAGCUGUUUGGCUCCUCAACCAAGCCUUGAGGCUGUAGGUGAAUUUGUAUACAAAGUCUCUUUACAUUUUGCUUGUUGCCUGAUCACAUGUAACAACUAUUUUCUUUUUUUUAUUAAUUACAGUUUAUUCACUUUGUAUCCCAGCUGUAGCCCCCUCUCUCAUCCCCUCCCAGUCUCACCCUCCCUCCCUCCCCUCUUCCUGUACCCCUCCCCUAGUUCCCUGAUAGGGGAGGUAUUUGACCUUAGCCUUUCAAGUCUCAUCAAGGCUGGUUGCAUCAUCUUCCUCUGUGGCCUGGCAAGGCUGCACACACACACACACACACACACACACACACACACACACAGGAGGAGGUGAUCAGAGAGCCAGCCACAAAGUUCAUGCCAGGGACAGCCCUUGCUCCCCUUACUAGGGAACCCACUUGGAGACUGAGUCUAUGAGCUAUCUGAGCAGGGGUUUUAGGUCCUCUGCAUGCAUGGUCCUUGGUUGGAGUAUCAGUCUCUGCAGGGGCCCCAGAGCCCAGUAUUUUUGGCUCUGUUGCUCUUCUUUUGGAGCUCCUGUCCCCUUUAUCUCCCCCUUCUUUUAUAAAAUUCCAUGCACUCUGCCCAAAGUUUGGCAGUGAGUCUCAGCCUCUGCUUUGAUACCUCAAGGCGCUUUCUCAUAAAAUCAGUAACUAUUUUCUGAGGGAUACAUAGGAAACAGGAACCAGAAAGCAGUUUUAUAAAAAUUCCUUUAUUUAAUGCCACUGCAUUGAUGUUUUCACUGAGAUGCAAUAAUAGACUAUGUGCCAAAGCAUACCAUUAAGGACAUCUGACAUCAUAUGGGAACAUGAGUAAUGGGGUGUUGCUAGUGCAGUCCGGCUUCGUCAGCCAGCCUCCUCUGGUAUAUCAGCCAGCUGAGGACCACUUGCUUGUCUGGUGUGGCCUGCCCCGAGUUCCCACUCAGUUGCCCUUGCCAGGAACCUGCUGUAGGAAACACAAGCAGGCACUGUUUGUGGCCAGCUUUACAGCUAUAGGGUUAGUUAACAACAACAACAAAAACCCAAUUUAAAUAAUUUGCAGGAAUAACUAUUUGAAUCUAUAAACCCAAGAAUAAAUGAAAGCUACUGUUCAACCUGCUAUUUCUUAAGCAAUAAACUAAAGAACUUUACUCCAAAAAAUAUUGUGUUACCAGUUUUACCUGCCUUAAAAAACAGAUAUUAAAGGGCCGUGGAAUCUUGGAUAUAAAGAAUACCUGCUGUCUGUCAUAAGAAUCACUUUAAAUUGCAGUAAUGACAUCAGUUAAUAGAGAUAAAAAUGUCCUUUUUUCUAGCUUAAACUAAAAGGCUCAUCGAAGAGGCUACAUUAAGCCUGAGGUUUGGGUGACUAAAGUAAUGUUUUUGACAGCUUUUAAGUUCUUUAUUCACUAAGCAUAUACCACCUUGUGCAGAUGUGGUGAGUUAGCACAAAGGUUAAUUGAAACUGAAACCUUAAGAAGAAACAGCUGUGUUAUAGACUAUGGUGAGCUGUUAAGUCUCACUGUUAAGACAGUGCCUUGCUGCCGAAGCGCAGCCCUGUUGGAGGCUCCCUGCAUCCGGCUCUGGUCAGCUGUACCUGUCUCAUGGUUUCCUAUCCAAAUGGGCACUUAAAGCUAAAAUAAGAGUUUUGUAAGAACAUAGACAUCACCAAAGACAUUUUACUGUUGUGUGUUGGAGGCGGAGUGUAGCCCGAUUGUAAAGAGGCAGUACUAGCCUUGACUGGUUACUAAAAUAUUACCAGGGAGGGCACUGCAGGAAGUGUUCUUGGUAGGAGUCAGAUGUGUCUUUCUUGCCACAGUCAGCGUAUUUCCCUUCAAAUACGUUCACUUUUUUUUUUUUUAGCACCAUCUGGUAGGUCUUAGAAAAUCCUCAAAUAUGAGAAAAAAAUAAACAAUACAAAUAUCCUUUCCGUGAAAAUGGGAAAAAUACAAACUUAUAAAAGAAAGUUGACAAUUUCCACUUCAAGAAGCUUUUUAUCCCAUGGAGGUGGUGUGAAGGAAAUCGGGCCUGUUCAGCUCCACUGAAGACAAGCUUUAGUAGAAGCACGGACAGGCCCGCCUGUGUGGAACACAGUGCCGUAUAGGUGCAGACAAGCCUGUGUUGUACACAGCACAUCCUACUGGAUUGACAGAAGUGGUUUUGCUGUUUGUAAAAAAGCGAAAUUCCAUAGGGCUCGUGAUUGUUUUGCUUUAAAAGUGACCGCUUCUCAGCAGGCACUUUAUGGAAACUAAACUUAGCCAUGGGGCCAAAUUCUGACUAAAUGGAGCACGGGAAAAUGUCCCAGUAUGCUGUUCUUUCUUUGGGGUUGAUGAUCUGCUCCUCCGCUGCUGCUGAGGUUAAGUCAGCCUGAGGUAAUCCCCUGCAGAGUGGCAGAGUGAGCCCCAUCCAAGCCCCACCAUCCUGUGCAGUCUGGGAGCAAGCACUGCACAGCUGAGCCACACCCCUCAGCCAGUCCUCUGAAGAAGUAGGCAUUCUCUAGAAAUCUAAGCUCUAUACCAGUAAAAUAUCGGUAUGAAUUUGCCAAAACCUCUUUUCUGGAUUAGAAUCAAAAACUUGAAAUGCUGUUAACCAUUGAUUUCAGUGUGUAAAUCUUCUGGAGAGCAAUAAGGGACAGAAUCUGUCUGCUGGGUCUGGUUCAUGAAAAGUUGAACAGUUGUCAAAUGCACUAACAACUCAUAUGCCCUUCAAAGCCCAGAAUCACCAGUUGUUGGAUUUACUUGAGGAGCUCUGCUCAAGUGUGUUUUUUCAUCAAAAACAUGACAUUAAGAUUAAAAAAAAAAAAAAAAAAAAAAGCAAAAAAACCACAAACUGCCCUAGACAGUAGGGACUUUAUUGUUUGAUUGUUAAGCUGUAGUGUUUCUCAGGUCAUUUGAAACUGCUUCUCUUCCUGGAAUACGAUUUUCACAAAUAGUAAGUUUACUGGCCAUUAUGUUAUGUUUUCUAGUGGGAUUAAAAUGAUUGGGCACUUCUUCAGAAAAUGAUAAAACUUCAAAAUAAUUGCUUUAAAUUCUUGUGCAAUUGUGUCUAUCCUCAAGCCACUCUUCCACGAUCCAAAACAGCAGUUUUCCAGAAAUAUGUUUUUUUCAUCUUAAUUGUCUUUGAAUCUAGAGUCAGAUGUAACAGAGUAUGUUAAAUACUAGGCCUAGUUUUUUUUUCUGUCUCGCAGCAGUUACUAGAAAAGGAACCAGCUGUAGCACAAACGAAGACUAACCAGUGUAUUGACAUAAGUCCAGGAGCAGGGCUCUUUUCUGCACGUGCACAUGUUUUUUGGAGAUGUUUGGAGGUCAGCCUGGCACUGUUGGAGACCGGUUCUCUUUUGCUGUCUUUUUCAGAAUGGGAUUGGGGGCCCUAAGUGUCCUUAUGAAGCUGUGGUCCAGGACAAGAGCGUGGGGGCGGGGGUUACAUAUUCCUUCACUUUCCUGUGUCUGGCAACUCAACAGCAAUCAUUUCUUAGAAUAGCCCUCAUGGUUAUUGAAUCUAGCACAGAAUAUAUUGUAAAGUUAUGUUGCUAAUUUUAUUUUGAAAUAUGAAAUAUUUUAAGCUUUUUGUCAAAAGUGGUAACAUCAUACUACAAAUAAAAACCUUUUUGUGGUUGUAAGAUUUAGCUUAUGAAUCAUUCAAAUUGAAGUGAAAGAAUUACCAGGUCAUUGUUAAUGACUUAGUCUAUUAAGAAUCUAUGUAUUUUUGUAAAGGAAAAGCACUUGUAGAUAUUUAAUCAGUGCAAGAUCAAUGUCUGUUUUGCAGAAAGAAAAUGCUGCUUAGAGAUUCUCUUUAAAUAUUUUUUAUUUUUGUGCUUAUAUGUAUUUUCUGUUGAUCUAUGGAGUGUUCUGUACAAACUGUAUAACUGUACUGUUAAGCUGGAUACAUUUUUUUUUUAAUUCCUGGCUUAGCCAUGUAUAUUUGACCAUGUUGAAAAUAGUAUCUUUGUUAUUAAAUUUUUGAUUGCA